ACAUGUCAAAUUAGUCACUUGCGAAUUGCAUGCAGAGAACAGAGCAUCACUCAUCAUUUUUACCACUUUUACUCGACGUUUCUACUCAACAAAGAUGGCAUUCAGCUUAAAAAAGGUUUUAAUCAGUGACAGUGUGUCACCACGAUGCGCGGAAAUCUUGAGGGAAAAUGGAAUCGAAGUCGACAACAACACAAAACUGAGCAAAGAGGAAUUAUUGGCCGAAAUCCCGAAAUACGAUGGUCUCAUCGUCCGCUCGGCCACCAAGGUGACGGCUGAUGUCAUCAAAGCAGGCACCAACCUGAAGAUCAUUGGUAGGGCCGGCACCGGGGUCGACAACAUCGACAUCAAGGCCGCCACGCGUCAAGGAGUGAUUGUCAUGAAUACACCUGGUGGUAAUACCCUUAGUGCUGCUGAACACACAUGCGCCAUGGUAUGCUGUUUAUCAAGGAGCUUGCCCCAGGCCCACGCCACCCUCAAGGCCGGCAAGUGGGAUAGGAAGGCAUUCAUGGGAUCAGAACUCUACGGCAAGACGCUCGGCAUUGUGGGAUUAGGAAGGAUCGGACGAGAAGUUGCCCAACGUAUGCAGUCCUUUGGGAUGACAACUAUUGGUUUUGACCCCAUCGUGCCUGCUGAGGAAGCCAAGCAGUAUAACAUUGAGUGGCAGACUUUGGAGCAGAUGUGGCCGAGGUGUGAUUACAUAACAGUACACACCCCUCUCAUACCACAGACCAAAGGUCUUCUUGGUGAUGCAUCGUUCAAGCUUUGCAAGCCGGGUGUGAAGGUUGUCAACGUAGCUCGUGGUGGGAUCAUCGACGAGGAAGGCCUUGUCAGGGCUCUUGAUGCUGGGCAGUGUGGUGGUGCUGCCCUCGAUGUCUUCGUACAGGAACCCCCAACGUAUACCGCCCUCAUCCAGCACCCUAAGGUGAUCGUCACCCCUCAUCUUGGCGCAAGUACCGUUGAAGCGCAGGAGAGAGUAGCCUGCGAGAUCGCUGAGCAGUUCGUGGAUGGCGUCAACGGAAAGUCACUGUUUGGUGCUAUCAAUGCCCAAGCUCUGUCCAAUGCCCUCACACCCGAGACGAAACCGAUGGUGUCCUUGGGUCAAGGGUUAGGUGUCGUGGCCGCUUCACUUGCCAAGGGACAGCUCAGUGCUGCCAGUAUCCAAGUCACCACAUACGGUCCAUCGUUGAAGAAGGCUGGAUCAUAUCUGAAGGCUGCUGUCUCUGCUGGGAUCCUCAGAGUGCAGACUGGCGGUAACAAUGUCAACUUAGUCAAUGCACAACCACUCCUAGCUGAGCUGGGCCUAGAGAUUACUGUGAACAAUGAGGAUGCAGCCCCAGCCAAUAGCAAGGCUUCUGUCGCCGUCACCAUCACCGUGGGCGGCAACCCCCACAGACUGGGCGGAGCCGUGUUUGGCACCAUCCCACAGCUGGUCGAGGUCGACAGCGCGACCUUUGACACAGGUUGCCCUCUAUCUGGUAACUGGCUCCUGUACAGGUCACAGAACGCAGCUGCUGCUCUUGCCGCUGUUGCCAGUGGACUUGGAGAUAAGAACCAACUCCUUGCCUUCUCAUCCAGCGCCCAGACCAACGGCGAAUCAUGGAGCGUUAUCAAAUUGGCAACACCGCAGCCCGGAGUAGAAGCGCUUGCUGGGGCUGUGUCCAGUGCUGUGACCUGUAGCAUCUAAAGGGUCACCCAAGAUCACUCUCGUGCCGCUGUAUCCGACCUUCCUUAUCUAAGUUGCGUCCAAAGAGCGCUAUCAAGUUGGCAACACCUCGGUUCCACGGCUCACCUGGUGCUGCAUGCAACAGUGAACGCAACACAAAGUGUGGUAUUUUAUUAGAAAUACCCUUGCCCAGAAAUAUCUGUUUUAAAGGCCGGCUGUACUAGUUCAGCCAGAAGGGAUUAGACCACACAGUGAGGUCACUGACAGGUGGCUAUCUCAU
This is a messenger RNA of Strongylocentrotus purpuratus (purple sea urchin), 1943 nucleotides long. It is a transcript of the gene phgdh, whose product is annotated as D-3-phosphoglycerate dehydrogenase. Bases 95 to 1684 code for a protein of 529 amino acids. Gene Ontology annotation, biological process: L-serine biosynthetic process. The transcript is spliced from 11 exons. Lineage: Eukaryota; Metazoa; Echinodermata; Echinoidea; Camarodonta; Strongylocentrotidae. Gene Ontology annotation, molecular function: NAD binding; phosphoglycerate dehydrogenase activity. The record is from RefSeq and is a predicted model, not a curated record.